This is a messenger RNA of Porites evermanni, 2417 nucleotides long. The record is from the annotation of a GenBank genome assembly. NCBI's taxonomy places the organism in Eukaryota, Metazoa, Cnidaria, Anthozoa, Scleractinia, Poritidae.
AUGAAAAGCGUUGUAACUUUUAUAAUGGCAGCAUUCUUGGCCGGUAUACAAGGUAAGAAAUUCUUUUUUGUUACAUCCUUUAGCCUGCGUGGCAGCCGCCGGUUUUUUUUAUGGUGAAGGGAGAAAUUUCAAGGACGCUCGCGCGCACCAGUGGAGAAAAGGAGAGAAAGCUGACCAAAUUAACUAUAACCGACGCCUGCCACGUAGGUUACUUGAAUAAAGUCUCUCAAUACCAAGCAAACUACUAUGAAAAAAAAUGGUCAGUAUUAAAAUAUAUCCUAUAUCAGAAUUAUCCUUAUCCUUUUGGGAGCCUGAUGAAAAAGAAAGUGUUUUCUUCAGAACUGAUCUUGCAUAAAAAUGAUUUUAUUACAAAGACUUCGUAAAUUCCACUUAACAGCCUGUUAACAAUUUUUUGGAAUUUUUCUUUCAAGGCAAUCCAAGGCGUGGCCCUGAGGUGGACUAUUUUGUUGAGAGUGACGAUGGAUCCGGCACACGUAAGUCUGAUAAUACUCAAAUAUGAAAAACAAAGUAAAGAAAUAAAGUAACGAAAAGCGCAAAGUAGCUGGGUGGCGUUUUAUAAAAUAUUUUUUUUCUAAACAAUCGGAAGAUCGUAAAUGGAACCGCUAAUGAGAGUAUGUAAAACCACAGGCGGCUCAAGCGUUUGUCGAAGUUUGUAAGAGAAAUAAAACUUACUACAAAUAAAUGAAUUAUAACAAAUAAAAGUUUUCAGCUAAUUAUAGGUAUUUUCUCCUAGUAUCGUUGGCGUCUUUCUAUACGAAAGUUUUAGCGCGAUUUUAGUAGUAUAACAUCAUCCCACCUGAUUAUAAUUUUAUUACGUCUUCAUUUGCUUGUUCCUCAAAAAAUUUAGAAUUAAAGAAAUAAAUUUUUUUUUACAACUAUUAUUCAAAUGGCAGUUGUCACCCACCAGGUUGUUUUUGAGUUUCUUGUUUAAAAAUGUGUUUAUGCAUGCAGUAGUUCUUUGGAGAACGCUAACUGGUUUUGAAGAAUUAGCCAGGGGCCCUUUUCAGUUAAUCAGAAACGGAGACAUCGAGCUUGCCCAUGCACUUUGCAGUAGGAUUUCAAUAACUCCGACUUCUCUAUAUACAUUUUGGGCGAAAAACGAAACAAGAAAUGCUAAUAUACGUACAGCUCAACGCGGUUCUAAGCUACUCGUUUUCCAAAUAACUCGCCUUUUACUCCACCCUUAGCUAACAAGGAUUCAGUUUUUUUUUUUUCAAAUUGACAUUUGAUUGUUAUUGUUGUUGAUUUAAGCGCCAACACCUCCUCCGCCCAUGAGUACAGCUGCUCCACCAAUUCCCAGCUCUUCCGGGCCGACUCCCUCUGGCGCUCCAUCACCUUGCGGUGAUCGCCCUUCCGGUUCCGUUUCAAGAAUCGUUGGUGGAAAGGAGGCAGUCAAGCACAGCAUUCCAUGGCAGGCAAUGUUACGAUCUGGGUCUCAAUUCUGCGGUGGUUCGCUUAUACACAAACAAUGGGUUCUAACUGCAGCUCACUGCGUCGAGAAUGAAUCACCAGGCGGCUUUAAAAUCUGGUAUGUAGUUCAGAAUUUAAAUGCUGAUAGAAGGUAGUAUCAUGAGCCUUCAUACAUCUUAUUUUGACCAGUGAAAUAAGAGGUUUAGAACUUUGCAGGUCUACUGCUUAUUUUAGGGCAGCAACAGUAUAGUUACAUCUUGCUGUUAUAAAAAAUUAUCGGCGCUCAUUCCUGCGUACGUGUCGGAGAAUUAAUAACCAUGGCCCGUUGGGUGUAAAAAACAAUAAGAUGGCAAAAAGAAAAUUUCUCAGGUUUGUUUGUUAAGAUUAUCUGUUACUGGAAAAGCGUACGGCUGUACACUACAAAUUUUUUUGUAUCUAGGUUGGGGGCUCAUAGAAAGGAGGUGAAAGAGGACGCUACUCAAGAAUUCGAAGUGAUUAAAAUUGUGAGGCAUCCUGAUUACAAUGCUAAAGGCAACACUGAAAACGACAUGGCUUUGAUUAAGCUCAAUCGAGAAGCUGUAUUGGGACCGGGCGUGGGGUUGGUCUGCCUGGGAGAUAACAGUAAUCACUUGCCCUUGGAUGACCUCAACAAUCAGUGUUUAAUCAGUGGGUGGGGUACUCUUGAAUCUGGAGGAAAUCAGCCAGACGUGUUGCAUGAAGUCAUGGUGCCCCUUGUGUCGAAAUCCGUCUGCCAAGGAGCCUACGGUAAUCUACACGACUCCAUGUUGUGUGCAGGGUUCAAGCAAGGCGGUAAGGACAGUUGUCAGGGUGACAGUGGUGGUCCGUUAGUGUGCCAGUACAACAACAAGUGGUUUGUUGAGGGAGCAACCAGUUUUGGAAAAGGGUGCGCUGCUCCAGAUGCGUAUGGUGUUUACGCUAAAGUCCGUCAUCUGAGGCAGUUCAUUGACAGCACCAUCCAGGGGUAA